GAAUGUUCAUCGACCCUGAGCCAGUCCGCCAUUAUACCAGGUCUGGUGUCAGAUGAACCCCUCCACACAAGGUAACAAUGCAAGCUGCAGAAAGAAGUUGAAAACAAUUACAAGUUUGGAUAUAUCCCUAGGUGUUGAAAACGAAUGUGAAGAAAAUCAACCUCUGCCUUCCACAAGUUGGAGCAAGCACCAAACCAAAGGACAGAAAAGAGGGGUUCACUCAGGAGAGGCAAGUGUUCAAGAACAGUUCCUUUUGUUUGAAAAAGAGAAAAUGGAAAAGGUUGAAGAGUACAGGGAAAAAAACCUUCUGAUUAUGAAUGAGAUGCUCCAGCUGCAAAGACGUAGAACAGCAGCUAUUGAACAAAUUGCAUCAUCAGACUUAGCAGCAGACUCCAAAGCUUCCCCGCCACUCUCAUUAUCACCAAUCAUUAAAAAAUAA
Molecule: messenger RNA, 439 nt
Organism: Mizuhopecten yessoensis (Yesso scallop)
Lineage: Eukaryota; Metazoa; Mollusca; Bivalvia; Pectinida; Pectinidae
Exons: 4
Coding region: 53-439 (128 amino acids)
Source: RefSeq, a predicted model, not a curated record